AUGUCGAGAACAUCUGCGGGGGAAUUGGAUGUGCUGAAAGUUCAACUAAAGACAUGGGAGCGGCAGUUUCUGGAGGAGAAUGGAAGGUCACCAAUAAAAGAAGACAUUAAAGCUCAUCCUGAGAUUCGCAGGAAGUACAAGGAAUAUACAAGCCUCAAAAAGCUGCUCUCCAAAGGAAAUGCAGCGGUCACCGGGCAGAAGCAUGGGUCACCGAGCAGGGCAACGCAUCCCACACCUCAAAAACAUAUAGACGCCGAGAUAGAGCUGGGGCCAACGCCUCAAAUAUACGGGAAGGUGGUCAGCCUCUUUGAAAUGCAUAUAUCGCCGCUCAAGAAGGUCCCGGUGCGUCAAUUAGAUGCAGAUAGCUCGGAAACAUGCAUUUCUCCGGAUUUGCACAGCCAGGACGUUGCGCAGUCGGAGCUACUCACGGAUAUAAGCUGCCAAGCGAAGCGGCAACUGGACUUUUCGGUCACGCCCCAUGCGUCGCCUGUGAAGGCUGUACAGCCGCUACUGUUGAAUGCGCCAGACCUGCGCUUUGAGGCUAUCCCACAUGCCAGGACCAAAUACGGGCCCAACUCCCCAGUCAAGUUUGAUGGAGAUGUGACGCUUACACUGUCGCAGACUCCCUUGCAGGCAAAACUUGCACAGGCAUCUGAAGGCUACAGCCCUUCGCCGCUUAUAAAGAGACCGGCAAAGCCGCUCUCACAACUAGCGAAAGAGUAUGAAGACAUUGUAGAAGAGCUCAAGGAAGUGGACCAUGCUGCGGCAGUGCGCAACCUCGGAGGGCUUUUACAACAGGAAGAAGAGAACACACAGGAAGCAGAGGCCGCAGAGCCGUCUGCGACACGGUCUGACCGGAAGCGCAGGAAGAAUAAAGUACGACCAGCACUGGUUACGCUUGAAGAGGAGAUACCGCAGGGCAACCUCCACGAACAGCUCGUGAAACUAAGGCAGAAAGCUCUGGACAAGUUUAACGGGAACGAUCCGAAUGACAGCAGCGAUGAAGAAAAGAAAACAUCAGCUACCUCUGCUAAACCUGCAAAGGCGAGAAAACGCAAGUAUAAUACGGUAAGUGACAAUUUCAGACGAUUAAAAUUACCAACGAAGAACACGAGAAAUGGGCGGUGGAGACGCAGAUAG
This is a messenger RNA of Eremothecium gossypii ATCC 10895, 1140 nucleotides long. RefSeq names its product Sld2p (gene SLD2). Gene Ontology annotation, molecular function: DNA replication origin binding; single-stranded DNA binding. The transcript has a single exon. The record is from RefSeq and is marked provisional. Bases 1 to 1140 code for a protein of 379 amino acids. Gene Ontology annotation, cellular component: DNA replication preinitiation complex. NCBI's taxonomy places the organism in Eukaryota, Fungi, Ascomycota, Saccharomycetes, Saccharomycetales, Saccharomycetaceae. Gene Ontology annotation, biological process: double-strand break repair via break-induced replication; DNA replication; mitotic DNA replication preinitiation complex assembly.